AUGGCAACACUAUUCAACAUAACAGUAGUCAAUGUAUAUGCUCCAACAUCUGACGCCUCAAGAGAAGAUAUUGAAACAUUCUACGAUGACUUGGAAGAUACAAUAUUAAAAGCUCCGAAAAAAGAUAUGCUUAUCAUAAUUGGUGAUUGGAACGCAAAGGUGGGUGAUGACAGUCCAGGCUGGGAGUGUGCAAUGGGCAAAUAUGGCUAUGGAAAACGAAAUGAACGUUGUGAACAAUUAUUAGAAUUCGCAACAUCACACAACUUAUUCAUUUGCAACACAGCAUUUCAACAAAAAGCAAGUCGAAAAUGGACAUGGGAAUCACCGAAUGGUUUACACAAGAACAUGAUUGAUCUAAUCAUCAUUCAAAAGCGCUGGAAAUCAUCCAUCAUCAACUGUAGGACAUUUCAAGGAGCUGAUAUCAGCUCUGACCAUUCCUUAGUUUUGUGCAACAUAAAACUAAGAUUGAAAAGUUUACUGAAUAAACCAAAACACAACCGACGACCUAACAUAAAGCAACUCAAUGACCAAACAACACGACACUUAUACCAGAUCCAACUGGAAAAUCAUCUGAACAACAUGAACACCAACUGCAAUCUGGACGAACAUGCUCUACAAAUCGAACAAGCAGUCAAAGAAGCAUUACAAACAAACACAACAACUCAAAAGAUAAUCAAGAAGCCUUGGAUCUCUCAUCACACUGAAUUUAGCAGAAGA
Molecule: messenger RNA, 717 nt
Organism: Rotaria sordida
Lineage: Eukaryota; Metazoa; Rotifera; Eurotatoria; Philodinida; Philodinidae
Source: the annotation of a GenBank genome assembly